This is a messenger RNA of Funneliformis geosporum, 717 nucleotides long. The record is from the annotation of a GenBank genome assembly. Lineage: Eukaryota; Fungi; Glomeromycota; Glomeromycetes; Glomerales; Glomeraceae.
AUGGCUUCUCAUCCGCAGCAACCACCAGAGCAAGCGCAAGCACCAAAUUCUGCCCCCAACUUAGUUAGUCAAUUACUAAGACGACGACAAUUCUUUGAACAAGAAAACUCUCAAGUAAAAUAUUUAGAUGACACUUCGAUUUCUUCAGAUUCCACCGUAUACUUGAGAUUAUGCGAAGAUAUGGAAUAUGUUGUCAAUGGUGUUUGUACCAAGAUUAUGAUUGAGGAGUGUAAGGAUUUAAAAUUAACCGUGAAUGAGAAAAUCAUUACGUCUAUUAUUGAAAUCUGGAAAUCCGAUGGGAUAAAUAUUAAGCUAAAUUCUCAAGUUCAAACCGUACAAAUUGAUCAAUGUAAAAAUAUCAAUUUAGAAUAUGAUAAACCAAGUAAAUUUCAUUCAAUAGUUUGGACAAAUACUUCCCAUUUAUCCAUGAAAAUUUAUGAAGAUGGUCAAGAGAAACAUUCUUUAAAUGCUGGAGAUGAAAUUUUGGUAGAUUCUUCAGAUGAUAAACUUUAUCCGAGUCAAUAUAUCGUUAGAUUAAUCGAUAAUCAAUUGGUUACUGAAGAUUUGGUUCGUGCUGAAAAAGGUUUUCCGACUACUCAAAGGGAAUGGGAUGAGUGGAAGGCCAAAAUUGAGAUUAACAGCGAAAGAAGUAGCAAUAUAGAAAAGAUACUCAAAGAUCUAGCAAAAGGGAAUGCGAAUGACGAUAUUAAUGGAUAG